AUGAAGCAUGAAUUGGGAGGGCUGUCAAAGAAAUCUAUCAGGGAAAUUCACAUUCUUGAGUUUCCUCGUGGUCAUGCUUCUUUCGUCGAACUAAAGGGUCUCGCCAGAGACGGGAAGGAUGGACUUUUUACGGUGAUGGAGUUCGUAGAAAAUAAUCUUAGAACACACAUGACUUUUAUGGAAAGGUCGAUAUUUACUUGCGAAGUAAAAGAUUUGAUGCAGCAGUUGCCGGUAGGCAUCAAGUUUCUUCAUGACAAUGGAAUGAUGCAUCGGGACCUAAAGCCUUCGAACAUUCUAGUUCCGAAAAAAAGCUUGCUGAAAAUAUGCGACUUUGGGCUUUCACAACUCUAUGAUUAUAAUAAUGAAAUGCACACAUUGGGAGUCGGGGACUAUGUACUCCUAGCACUAGAGAUGCUUCUCGAACUGAAGAAUUAUACAUGUGCAGUGGUCAAUGGGAUGCAUAAUGGCCGAGCAGUUCGAUACUCGAAGUGCAGCCCCCGUCAGGCACUCAAAGAAACAAAUAAUCAAAGAAUAAAAGAUCUUCAGCAGCAGAUGACCGAGUUGACAUCCAUCGUUCAACAGCUGGUUGUAGGGAAGACGCAACAGGUUCAUGCUUUUGGACUUUUCUCGAGCUCUGAUCAUGCUAUCUACACUUGUCCUACACUGCAGUAUGAAAGAGGUUUGAUGUAG
Andrographis paniculata is the source of this 690-nucleotide messenger RNA. RefSeq names its product cyclin-dependent kinase G-1-like. Lineage: Eukaryota; Viridiplantae; Streptophyta; Magnoliopsida; Lamiales; Acanthaceae. Gene Ontology annotation, biological process: regulation of mitotic cell cycle; protein phosphorylation. The transcript is spliced from 2 exons. The record is from RefSeq and is a predicted model, not a curated record. Gene Ontology annotation, molecular function: ATP binding; cyclin-dependent protein serine/threonine kinase activity. The coding region runs from base 1 to 690 and encodes 229 amino acids. Gene Ontology annotation, cellular component: nucleus.